GAUAUGCUUAACUCUUCCUCUCAUCAUCGUACUUUCCACCUUCCUCUCCCAACGUGGGUCCCACCAAUACCGUUUACAUUCUAAAACGGAUCUUCAGCUUCAAGUUAACCUCCCAAUCCCAUUCUCUCUCUAGGUUCCGAUUAACUGAAUUACUCUCCCAUAAUACAUAUUCUCCUUCACUCUACACCAUGGAGGCCGGCGGUGGCUCGGUGGCUUGCGCCGCGUGGAUCAGGCGGCCGGAAAACCUCAAUCUGGUGAUUAUUUGCAGGUCGGGCCGCCGCAAUUCUUCUCCGGCCGUGCUCGAGAUCUUCUCCUUCGACCCCAUGGCCACUUCCCUCUCCUCCUCUCCCCUGGCUACAUAUGUGCUUGAAGAAGGCGAUCCUAUGGCGGUUGCGGUGCACCCUAGUGGUGACGAAUUAGUGUGCUCUACCACCACCGGUGACUGCAAAUUGUUUGAGUUGUAUGCUCAGGAGGGAAACAUAAAACUGUUGGCCAAAAAGCUAAAUGCUCUCGAAGGUGUGGGUCCACAGAAAUGCCUAGCUUUUAGUGUUGAGGGAUCUAGAUUUGCCACUGGUGGGGUGGAUGGGCAUCUUCGAAUCUUAGAGUGGCCGAGCAUGCAAAUCAUUUUAGAUGAACCAAGAGCCCACAAUUCCUUCCGAGAUAUGGAUUUUAGCCUCGACACAGAGUUCUUAGCUUCCACAUCUACAGAUGGUUCUGCAAGAAUAUGGAAGAUAAAUGAUGGUGUUCCUUUGACUACUUUGACUCGCAACUCGGAUGAGAAGAUUGAACUGUGUCGGUUUUCUAAGGAUGGGACAAAACCAUUCUUGUUUUGCACUGUUCAAAGAGGUGAUAAAGCAGUGACAGCGGUUUGGGAUAUAAGUACGUGGAAUAAAAUUGGACAUAAAAGACUCCUCAAAAAGCCUGCUUCUGUAAUGUCUAUGAGUCUGGAUGGGAAAUAUCUUGCACUAGGGAGCAAAGAUGGAGAUGUAUGUGUGGUUGAAGUAAAGAAAAUGGAAAUCUGUCACUGGAGUAAGAGGCUUCACCUGGGCACAUGCAUUGCAGCACUAGAGUUUUGUCCUCGUGAAAGGGUUGUUCUUACUACUUCUGUGGAGUGGGGAGCUGUGGUGACCAAGCUACAUGUUGCUGCUGAUUGGAAAGAGUGGCAGAUCUAUAUGCUGCUUCUGGGACUUUUCCUGGCCUCAGCUGUUGCAUUUUACAUAUUCUUCGAGAACUCCGACUCAUUUUGGAACUUCCCCCUUGGGAGAAACCAACCGGCAAAACCUUUCACCGAAUCCAUUUUAGGAGAUCCACAGUCCUCCGAUGAUCAAAAUAUGUGGGGAGCAUUUGGACCAUUGGACAUGUGAGCAGUUCGUUAGAUGGAUUUAUCAGAAGCUGUGGGAGGUAUGAGUAUGGCCUUCCAAAAAUUUAGACCAUCCCUCUAAGCUUCUACAGCUUUAAUAUCUAACUUUUGGAGUACUCUUUUUAGGACAACUUGGCAAAGUCAGGCACUGUUGUGGUUGCUUGGUUUAUUUUUCGAAUUAUUACGGCCACAAAAUAUGGGAAAAAUAGCUUCUUCUUUUUUUUUUUUCA
Molecule: messenger RNA, 1590 nt
Organism: Vitis riparia (riverbank grape)
Lineage: Eukaryota; Viridiplantae; Streptophyta; Magnoliopsida; Vitales; Vitaceae
Product: SEC12-like protein 1
Exons: 10
Coding region: 189-1364 (391 amino acids)
Biological process (GO): protein secretion
Cellular component (GO): endoplasmic reticulum membrane
Molecular function (GO): guanyl-nucleotide exchange factor activity; GTPase activator activity; protein binding
Source: RefSeq, a predicted model, not a curated record